This is a messenger RNA of Cyphellophora europaea CBS 101466, 1638 nucleotides long. RefSeq lists its product as uncharacterized. Lineage: Eukaryota; Fungi; Ascomycota; Eurotiomycetes; Chaetothyriales; Cyphellophoraceae. The record is from RefSeq and is a predicted model, not a curated record. The coding region runs from base 1 to 1638 and encodes 545 amino acids. The transcript has a single exon.
AUGGCCGAUGAUUCUGCUCUGGCUACGACCGCUACCUUAGAUCCUACCGCGCCAUCAUUCUCCAUGCCCGCAUCCAAAGAUGAGUCACCAGCAGACACGAGUGAGCAACCUCUCAGCAAUGGCACAGCCGACAGCAAAACUACAAAGCCAGAGCGACCAACACAACAGAACGCACGCUCUACCACAGCUCAGGAUAUUGCAGAAGCUGGAGCGGGCGUCAAAUUGACCCUGGCGCAAAUCAAGAAGCAGAAGGCCGCAGAAAAGGCUGCUCGCCGGGCGGAAAAGGUGACGCAGAAAGGCGUUGACGCGCAAGCACAACAAGCCUCACAGUCUCAACCGGCGGCCGCGGGUAAGCAGCAGAGACGGCCAUCAGUCGGAGCGAAAAAAGAUAGCACAGAGCCAUCACAUCACAAGCGAACUGGCUCGACACAGGUAAAGCAGCUGCCACUGCGGUCACCGGGCCCGAAUCAGCCAAUGCCGGUACCCCCAGCAAAGAUUGAGAAAAAGGUUGCCAUGUUUGCGCACCUUCGAUCCAAGGAGGAAAAGACGACCCUUGCCUCGGCAGGCCGUGAAAUACACCCUGCUGUCCUGUCCCUUGGUCUGCAACUACGUGAUUAUGUGAUUUGUGGCGGAAAUGCUCGUUGUAUCGCCAUGCUGCUUGUUUUCAAGAAAGUCAUACAAUCAUACACCACACCACCGGGCGUCGCGCUAUCCAGACAUCUCACUACUCAUCUCAGCCAUCAGAUUAGUUACAUCAACAACGCCCGCCCAUUGGGAGUAAGCCAGGGUAAUGCAAUUCGCUGGCUCAAGAAGCUCAUUUCCGCCCUCGACCCGGAUCUAGCAGAGACCGAAGCGAAAAAGUAUCUGAACAGCGCGAUCGACAAUUAUCUUCGAGAGAAGAUUACAUUGGCGGAUGAAGUGAUUGCCCAGAACGCUGGUCAACGAAUCGACAACGGAGAUACCAUACUCACCUACGGUAAGAGCAGUGUGGUCGAGAAAACACUCUUAACCGCGGCGAGGAAUGGAAAGAACUUCCGCGUGAUUGUGGUUGACUCACGGCCAAUGUUCGAGGGCAAAAAUUUGGCCAGGAGUCUCCUCAGAGAAGGGAUUGAGACGAGGUAUUGCCUCCUGCACGCCUUGGCGGAUGUGGUCGAGGACGUCACCAAGUGCAUGCUCGGAGCGGCAACGAUGCUCGGCAACGGCAGGCUGAGUGCCAGGGCCGGCACAGCAAUGGUUGCUAUGAUGGUUAAGGAUUCUACUAAGCGCAAAGCUCCCGUCAUCGUGCUCUGCGAACUCUACAAAUUCACGGGGAAGGUCGCCUUGGACAGCAUUAUGAUGAAUGAGCUGGGCGAACCUGACGCACUGGUUGAAGUCGAAGACAUCGAAACCAUCACCUCGAGUGCAGCGACACCUGUUGCUGGCGCCCCUCCUAAAGGAAAGAAGAGCAAGGAGGAAGAGGCACCCGAGAAGCCGACACGAGGCCUCGAAGCCUGGCGGGAUCAAAACAAUCUCUACCUCCUGAGUCUCAUGUACGACGUCACGCCCGCCGAGUGUCUGGAUGUGGUGAUAUCAGAGAUGGGCGCGAUCCCUCCCUCAGCAGUGCCGGAAGCAAAUCGUUUGCAUGGAGGCGAGGAAUAA